Messenger RNA from Somion occarium, 2125 nucleotides. NCBI's taxonomy places the organism in Eukaryota, Fungi, Basidiomycota, Agaricomycetes, Polyporales, Cerrenaceae. The record is from the annotation of a GenBank genome assembly.
AGACCUGGACUCCGAAACUUUGCGUGAGCGCAACUCACCGCAGCUCACCUCGGGAAACCCUCAUUGGUGCCCUUCAUCCAGGAAUCCGUUGAUGGGGACAACAUUGCCUUUCUUGAUACCAUGAUGUCCUCAUUGCGCACGUGGAAUUGCCGUGACGACGUACUAGGGAUAACCAUUCGCUUAUGUCAAAGUCACCUAUUCCGAACUCACCCUCGCCAGCGUCCAGUUAUUGAUCAUUGGAUGAUGCGGAUGGAUGCCGUCAAUACCCGCAUCUCCUCAUCUCAAUUAUUUCCGUGCUUGACGGCCCUUCAUUCGUCCUUCAGACCUCUGGCGGGUUGAGCGCGUAUAUACAACGCAUAUACAUGUAUGCGCGAUCAUAUGAACCCUUCCGUUGUUCUAUGGGGCACAUGAAUAAGGGGGAUUCUAAGAACGGAAGAUCUUCGUGUUUUGAUCACCUGAUGGUAUAUCGUGUUGCCAAUUUCAGGCAUUGUAUUAGGGUUCAGGACCUUGUCUGCUGUGUGACCUCGGAACGUGUUGCCUCCACGACUCUUUGUUAACAGAUAAAAGCACCUCUGCGCGGUUGUCGUCCAUUGAGACUUGACCAUAGCAUAGCUUCAAUACGGUGCACAUCGCCCCAUGUUGAAGGAUCCACGUAUGGUAGAUAACAAUUCUGCUUCAGAGUAUUUGCUUGAUAAAUGCCUGAAGACGAUACAGAACGAAGUGAAAAACUUAACAUUGAAUUUGAACGAAGAGCAAACGCGUCGCAUCCAGGAGCUUGAGGCCGAACUGCAGAAGGCCAAAUCUGUGAUUGAUUUCUUUCAAGGCAAAUUAGAAAGCGUAAAGGACUCACAUGCCAAAGAGAAAGAGGAAUUGAACGAAGAACUAGCUAGAGAAAAGGAGCAAUGUACGAAAGAAAUGCAGUUGAUACAAGGCUUAGAUCGUCGUGUGAUUUGUCUGAUUGACGGUGAUGGUGCCAUAUUCUCACUCGUUCAAGUAGCGAAAGGUCAAGCCGGUGGGCAGACUGCUGCUGCCAAGUUGACUGAGUCGAUUCGUCAAUACCUGCCCUCCGAUCACUAUCAGCUGAGCGUUUGGGUAUUCUUGAACAAAGGCGGGCUUCUCGAGACCCUGAGGAAAUGCGGGAAAGAAGAUGCUCGUCGGAAUCUUGAAGACUUCAUCAAAGGAUUUAAUCAAGCUGCCGACAGGUUCCUCAUGGUUGACGUUGGAAGCGGCAAGGAAGCCGUAGAUGCUAAGAUAAAGGCGUAUCUGGAAGAUGAGGCAAAAGCUUUACAGACUAUCAAAGUAGUAUUCGGAGGAUGUCACGAUAACGGAUACUUAACAACAUUGAGAUCCCUCAUCACGGCAGGUUAUGCGGCCAAGGUAGUCCUUCUUCAGGGCUAUAUUGAAAUGGCCGCAGGGUUUCGCACACUCGAAUUGCCCUGUCUCAAGGUCCCUGACCUCUUCGAACCAGAGAAGUUAUGUCCUAGUGCAAAUGUUUCACCUGUUAUUUCGGCCGCGACUCCUGCAGUGCCACCCGGACUCAAUCGCGAGACUGUCAGAUCCAACAGUGCAACCUUCGUCUCGAUUCCGUCUAGUAGUGCCCCCAUAAGCCUGAGAACGCCGUUGCUCCCAAUUCAGACGACUUCACAGGGUGUUGUAUGGCGCAAUGUAACUAGUCCUUCACCUCCUCAUCGAUCGCGACACAUCGAUCCCAACAAGUCGUUGUCGAAACAAGAGCCGCCACCAUGCAACGUUUUUUAUCUCACCGGCGGUUGCAAAUUCGGGGCUUCCUGCACAUUUGCCCAUGACUAUCUAUUGACGGCGGAACAUAUUGAGACCAUGCGAGACAAUGCAAAGAAGUCUCCGUGCGCAACACUCAACCGAGGGGAAGCAUGCGUGUUUGGCGACACCUGUUGCUACGGCCACAAGUGUCAGUUUGGGUCAAAGUGUCAUUUCUACAAGAUGGGAAUGUGCAAGUUCAUCGCUGUGGGAAUGCACGCGGACUAGUACCCUUGAUUGAUUGAUCGCCCGCGGCGAUCCUGCGCAGUGGCGUCUACUUGAUUGUGCGUCUUACCUUGUAAUUGUAGCUUAUGACUCUGGGGGCUAUGGAGCUGUGUAUCUCACUGGC